Molecule: messenger RNA, 2044 nt
Organism: Punctularia strigosozonata HHB-11173 SS5
Lineage: Eukaryota; Fungi; Basidiomycota; Agaricomycetes; Corticiales; Punctulariaceae
Exons: 6
Coding region: 71-1969 (632 amino acids)
Biological process (GO): protein import into peroxisome membrane
Cellular component (GO): peroxisomal membrane
Molecular function (GO): protein-macromolecule adaptor activity
Source: RefSeq, a predicted model, not a curated record
AAGUGUUCGGCGGGCACUCAGUUGACGGUCUUAUGCUACGCCCACCACCUGGACCCCUCCCAAUGCGAUUAUGCUCAGAAGACUAGGAGAUUACGUGUAUGAACGCCGUCAGGGCUUGCUCAGGACCGGAGGCGUCGUUGCCGGCGUCUACCUAGCCGGGUCCUAUGUUGCUGAAAGCGUAUCCGAGCUACGAGACCGGAUGGUCCAGGAACGCAACGCGAGGGAGAACCUACGCAGACGUUUCGAACAGAACCAGCAAGACGCAUCCUAUAUGAUCAUGGGGUUAAUGCCGACACUUGCCUCUCAAAUACUGGAUGGCAUGGAUGUAGAGACUCUCACUGCGGAGCUACAGUCGAAAGCCAAAGCCAAACCACCGAAAGCUGCUCCCAGUGACCCAGCACCGCUGCCAAUUGAAAUACAAAUGCCCACGGCGCCUUCUACCGAACCAGAUCACAGUACAAGAACGGCGUCAGAUCAGGAGCUGUCUGGCAGCCAAGCUCCAUCCCGCUCAACUUCACUUACCAUGUCCAUGUCAAGCUUUUCUAUUCCUGAUCGUCCUGAUGAACCCGGGCCAGGGUCUCUGACAGGCUCGUCAUUCCUUGACGCUAGUCUUGGCCAAUCCAGUAUGGGUGAUACAGGGCGCAGCUGGAUUACAGAGUUUACCGGCAGCGCCAAUCCCGAUUCGCGGCAUUCACCAACAUCUGCUUCGUCUGCCGCAGGAUCAUCUGGACGUGCGUCACAAGCACAGUCCCUGCCUGACUCCCUGUCGACGUCCGCCGUCAGCUCGGCGAUUGGUGACGCGAACGAGCAUCCGCCUAGCACGAACACGCGUACUAAAGCUGAGCUUUGGAAGGAGAUCAAGAUGCUUACAUUCACCCGCACCCUCACCGUCCUUUACGCUUCGACCCUUCUUGCGCUCUUCACGCAUGUCCAACUCACUCAACUCGCCCGCAGAAGAUACAUUGCAAGUGUCAUACGCUCAGAGCGCGAAGAACGUCGGAGGGAACAGGAACGACAUCUCCUUAAACCCGGAAUCGGCCUGGCUUUGCAUCUGUGGUUCGGUGGCGAUAUUGGCUUGCCUUGGAUGUCAGGAGGUGCAUUAGCGUUGGCCGAAGAGGAGGAGACGAGAGACGUAGAUGGGAGCGUCGACGGAGAGACUGAGAGAAUGUUUUUGACGUUGAGUUGGUGGAUCCUGCAUGUAGGAUGGAAGGACGUUGGCGAGCGCGCGAGAAGAGCGGUGGAAGAAGUUUUCGCUCCGGUGUCCCUGAAGACUCAGAUGACGGCAAUGGAACUUCACCGUUUGGUUCAUGAUGUACGUCGACGUGUUGAGCACGAGGUGACAUUCGAAGGCACAGAGAGGAGGAUAAAUUUCCUCUCAACACUCCUACCACCCACCACGGAAAUGCUACACCACGUGCUCACCAAAGGCGGCAUUCGAGUGGCACCACCGGCGCCGCUCGGCUUACCGCCUCGCGAGCUCACUGUUUCCGCCUCCGAAUCCUCGUUAUCGUCAUUACCCUCCAUGUCCGCCUCCCUGCUCCCGCCCACCUCCCUAUCCGACCUUACUCCUGACCCUCCGCUAUAUCCAGCGCCGCAACUCCACACUGAUCUAGAGCCUGCUUUCGACGAUCUCUUGUCCGAGACGAAGCGAGUACUCGCAGGCCCGGAUUUUGCACGUGUGUUGGAACUCUGUCUAGACCGGGCCACGGAAGUGCUGUUCACUGGGCUCGAACGGAGUAUUUUUCGGGACGUCAAUCUUCCAGUGGAUCUCGGAGACAAAAGUACGCAGAUCGCAGAGGAUGAGGCUAUUCAGGUACGGUUAGCAGGCAUGCUCCCAGGUCUGGCGAGAUGGAGCAACCUGGCAUUGACCUCUUUACCGAACGAAUUGGUUGAUCAAGUCUCCAAUGUAGCUGAGGUUACGACGUUAUCUGCCAUCAUUUUCGGAGAGUUUGGAGGCCGGUUUAGUUGAUCAGCUUUCGCUUUCUGUAGCGCACUACAUAUGUAUGCUGGAUAUCUAUUUGGAUUCUGUUAAUUCUACAUAAAC